Molecule: messenger RNA, 3215 nt
Organism: Scatophagus argus
Lineage: Eukaryota; Metazoa; Chordata; Actinopteri; Scatophagidae
Product: sialic acid-binding Ig-like lectin 12
Exons: 12
Coding region: 884-2389 (501 amino acids)
Source: RefSeq, a predicted model, not a curated record
GUGUUUCUCCCCGUGUUCCUGGUUUUCUUUGGUUUCUUUUUUAAUAUUUAUUUUUAUCUGCCUCAUUUGGAUUGUUCAUUGUUAGGACUUUUUUACUCCUUGAUUUCUGGCCACUUUUAGUUUUUUGUGUUGCCCUGUCUGCUUCAGUUCGCUCUAAGUAAACAAAGUCAGCUUUCAGUGUGGCCCUGCGGGCCUGUCUUUAAAAUCGGGCAGCUCGAGGACCUCUCAUUGAAGGCUGGAUCUUCAGCAGAUGAACGAGUGGUGAGGAGAAGCAGUGCUGUGUUUUAAUAAACAGGUUUGCAAACUUCAAAUCCAAGCACAUUUUCUGUCAUGGGUAACUCAGCAUCCACCGGUUCCAUUACUCCUCCUCCCAGGAAACUGUCGUGGGGACGCCAGAAAGAGGAUACAGUCAAGCUGCAGGACUUCUUGACACAGUACCAAGAGGAUCUCUGGAGAGUUAAAGGAAAGCAAAGUUUAUCUGUGAAAAGGGUCCACCUGACUCACAGCGUCCGCUACGUUGACCUCGCUGCCCAAGAGAGCAGCAGCUCUUAUCCAGACAGUGGAGAGAUGCUGAACCCUGCAUUUGUUGGAGAUCAGGGGCCAUGAAUGACUGAAUUCACUGUGGACAAUCAAAUCCAUGCUGCGAGACGAAGAUCCUCUCAGCUGCAAUGUCUGAAGGCGUAACUGCACACAAAGGAGGUCUGCCACAAGCAACUGACUUUCCCUUUGACAUACUACUGCAAGCGUGAACUUUUUGAACAGGAAGUAAGUUGAAAAUAGAACAGAUAUUAAAAAGAAGAAGAAAGAAAGAAGAAAUUAGUGGCAGGACGAGAUAUCACACAUCAGCUGAGCAAAGGUUAAGGUCUGACUCUGAGAGUACAAGAUGGAUUCUUUAAAAUGGACUCUGUUUUUUGUAUGCUUUUGUGUCAAAGAAAAUGAAGCCUCAUCCUGGACAAUUGAGGUGCCAUCCUCAGUCAAAGGUCUCCUUGGAUCUUGUGUGGUGAUCCCCUGCUCAUUUAACUAUCCAGAACCGGAGAACCGUGUCACUGAGUUCACUGCGAUGUGGAAAGUCGCUACAGAUGAACUCAUUUAUCACCCAGUUGAGUCUACAAUAAUGCAGCAGUAUCGGACUCGGACAGAACUGAUUGGAGACGUCAGUCAGAAGAACUGUUCUCUGAAGAUCGAUCCCCUUCAGCAAAGUGACAAUGGGCCUUUCCAUUUCAGGAUUGAAAUAAAGGGCUAUGAAAAGUAUUCUUACAAAAAGAACAUGGUCUCCAUUGCAAUGAUCAGUGAACCAAAUCCCAUCAAUUUCUCUGUGAAUGAGGAAGUAACUGAGGGUAAACCUGUGUCAGCAUCCUGCUCUGUGUCUCACUCCUGCCCCGCUUCUCCUCCUGUCUUCACCUGGAAUCACUUAGGAAAGGCAGAUUUCGCAACACAGAAGCUUGAGGAUGGCCAGUGGAAUGCAACAUCUACUCUGACCUUUCACCCGACCAGUGCUGAUCACAUGAAGUCUUUACAAUGCACUGUAGGAUACAAGGGCGGGAAGCAUCACAAAGCAUUCAAGGUCCUCAAAGUAAAAUAUGCUCCUGUGAAUGUGAUGGUUGAAUCCAAGUUAAAUGUAAAUGAAGGAGAAACUGUACGGCUGAAAUGCACCAGUGAUGCUCACCCUCCAGCCACCAUCUAUGAGUGGCAUAGUGAAACUGGUGCCCAACUGCAUCAAGGGGAGGUCUUCUUGCUGCCAAAUGUCUCCAGAUACGACAUAAGGGCGUUCUAUUGCACUGCCAAUAAUUCAGUAGGACAAGGCAAAUCAAGCCCUGUGCACCUCAAUGUGUUAUAUGCCCCUGAGAUUAAGACCAUGUCUUUCUGCUCUUCAGCUGCCAAUAUUGUAAAGUGUGUGUGCAUUGUGGAGUCCGAGCCUCCCUGCAUGGUCCAUUUUGUGCUUCCUGACAGAGUUCUCCCAAGCACCAUGGUAGAGGAACAGGGCUCUCGUACCAAGUGGAUUCUGCAGGCAGAGCUUGGAUCUCAUGAGUUUGUCAUCUGUCUGGCUAACAACACACAGGGCAAUGCCAACCUCACAAUCUUUUUACAUGUUAACAAUACGAUGCAGAGACUUUAUAUUAUCGUUGCCACUGGAGCAGGUGUGAUUUUGUUGAUAAUUUUACUAGCAGUGGGAGUUAUAAAAAAAUGUAGGGGGAGAUCUGGAGACGCACCAGCAUCUCACAUGAGCACCAUGAGGGCAGUCAAAGACGUGGAGCUCCCUCAAUAUGCUGUGACAAAAAGAAAACAGCAAAUCCCGAAUGAUGACUAUUGCCCCAGCAUUUAUGAAAAUUACACUGCAUAUGGCAACAUGGAGGCUGUCUGUGAUGACGCAAUAUACGCCAAUAUGUAAGAUCACUGAAGUCACUGGAGGACCAGCUGGACUCCCCUUGUGUGUUAGCUGAUGUUGGUCAAGAAAAUUGAAAAAAAUAUGCUAUAGAUAUAUAAGUGUUAUUUUUCUAUUUCCUGUAAUUAGCAAAUGUGAAGAAUGUUCAUGUCUACAAAUAACAUUAUCAUUAAUGCAUUGUGUUUGCAGUUGUUGUUUCUCUCGUUCAGGACUUUUUCCUGACUGCUUCUCUGAUCAGUGUGUGCUGUGUUAAAUUACCACUAAAUAAUAACCAGUACUGUACUUGCAAAUAUGUUUGGUGUUUAUACUCUAUCAAUCAUCUGAUUAAAACACAUGCUUUUCUACUGUAGGUCUUCGAAUCAGGUUAUAAAAUUCCAGGAUUAGGAAAAGUUUCUCUAGUGAUGUUGCAUACCGGGAAAAUGCCAUUGUUACUGAGGGGCCUUGUCUGCCUGCUUUGCUUUGUUAUACUUUGAGUGGAAAAAUGCAAUAAUUCUCCCUUUUGAAGAUGUGUCUUGAUAAGUUUCAGUUUGUUGAUAAACUCAAAUAUGCUUGUCUGCAUUUUGUGUGUUUUUAUUGCAUAAAAGAAGGGAGAUAACACAAAUUAUUAUGUGUGUUGAAGAGUCGCAUUCAUAUUGGCAAAACGCCACAAGCGGUCACUCCAGCAUUAAAGUGUCAACUUUUAUUUUCCUCUUUUUCAGAGUGGCAGAAAAAAAAAACAGGUGGGAUGCUUAUUUCUUGCCAAUAGCAAAAGAAGUAAAGUGCUGGUCUUUUGGUGCAACAUCAUUGCAACAACAUUGUCACUGUAUGCAUUGAACAUUUAGUGUAAUGUAAA